AUGAACUCCAUGACUGAAGUUGUUGCAACAAGCCAGAAUCGUGUCCUUCUGGACAUGAUAGCAGAGCUUACCAGGAAUAGAAAAAGCGUUCCUGCCUCGCAAGGGCUCUAUGCUCUACGAAGGAGAAUUAACAAUCUAUCUACGAAUGGUCGAAGGCUCCUGAAGCUGACCAGUGAGCAGGUCGUAUGGCAAGAUGGUUGCUUCAGCGUUAGCACUGAAGCCAAAUGGGAUGAAACACGUUGCGGGCGAGAUAUUGUCCUUUCUAACAACAACACCACUGUAACGAGAAGCAAUGGUAACGAAUGGGGAGGUGUACUUGGAGCUCAGUUGUAUACGUCUGGAAAUCAUUCUUUCACAUUUCAUAUCAACAAAUGUCAAACAGACUACGUCUACAUUGGAGUUGCAUACGACAAUGUGGACCUAAACGAUAAUUACAAUGCUAGAAAUAUAGUGCUGAGAGCGGGCGAUGGCUCGUUUCGUGUGUUCUCUGCAUCUCAGGGUUGUUACGGUGGAUUUCGUACAGGAGACAAUAUAAGGGUUGAAGUCGAUAUGAAUGACAAGGUGGUAACAUUCUACAAAAAUGAUGUCCGAUUAUGUCAAGCAACGGGGAUUACAGCAUCGCUACGUCCAUUCGUUAGUAUCGGGGCCAGAGAUGUUGUUAUUACCAUGAAGACUCAAGAUCCAAAGCUGGCAUUAGAAGUCUCUGAAACUCAGCCGCGGUCCCCUAUGAUUGACAUAGCGGCAUCUGGGCUGAAGGAAGAAGCGCUGUGUUCUGCAGCUGACUUUUUGAAGAGUAUCUCUACAUCGGAUGUAGAAGCAGACCAGCAGGAGAGGCAAAUUGCAGCCAUGGUGCUUCUGGAACUAGCAGUCGCGAGGGGCUUGUUGAGUUUCACCCUUUCGAUCAUGGUUCAUUUAAUGGAGCACAAUGUUAUUCUUGAUGCUUCCGUGUUUCCAACCCUCAGGAGGCUUGGUAACAUUGACUCAAUCUCAGAUCCAAAGCUGCGCUCCCUUUUUUCAGAAUCUCUUGGAAGCAAACAGGGAGCUAACAAUGCAAGUACAAUGCCGAGACAAAAUGACAGUCAGAACGAAUCCUCCAAUGACUUGACUCCAAGUACGCAGCAAGGAUCUGAGAACGACAGAGUCGUUUCGCCUGAUGAUAGUAACAAAGACGAAGGGAAUGUCUUCCACAAGAGUCUUAAGAUCAGUGGUGAUGCUCAAGAUGCGAGAUUGAUUGCAGAAGCAGCAGAGCAGGAGGUGGGGAAGGAUCCAACCUGUGGAGUCUUGUACAGCGUGAUAAUACUUGCUCAACUUGAGCAUGCUGCUAAACGACUGAAGUCAAGUAAUGCUGUCCUGGCACCGUGCAGUGUUGAUGCAAGUCCUCGCACUUUACGGCAGUUGCAUUCUCUCAUAUCCAGCCAUUCGUCCAUUAUUGAUCACCUCAAAGAUGCCGAAGAUUGCAAUGUUUGGAGUUGUUACGUGCUUCUUGCGCUUGUCCGAUUGUUGGCUUUAAAUCUUCGUCAGAUUCAACGACAUCCGAACAUGUCAGAAUUAGAACCAGAUCUUUUGGCUUCUCUUAGGGCUUUGUUGCUCAAACUUGUUGCUGGAAGUGCCAAGACGAGUGCUGAAGGGCAGAUAGCUUACACCAGCAUUCAAGAAGAAGCUGUUGCUGCUCUACGUGCUGGAACUCCCGUUUUGUUCAGUGAUCCGGUAGAAUUGGUUGGCCUUCUUGAAAUCAUGCUUCCAAAGCACUGCGAGGAGAAAGCAAGUCAAACGGAAGAACAAUUUCUUGUGAUGCUGCUUUCAUACAUAGCAAAACCGCCCGUAAUUUGGCGUGUACUUCAAUUGGAUAAUUCUAUUCAAACGGAUGCCGAUGCUGGGUCAAAGAAAGAGAUUUCUGUGCACGACAGUGCUUGUUUACGGUUUUUUGAGUGUCUUCUUAACUCUACGAUGCAUUACCUGAAGACGUCUCUGAAUAGUGGGAGGGACCCAAAAGAUCCUCCAAGGACGAAUGAAGUAAUUCCCACAGCAUGCGGAGAGGUGCUGCAAGUCGCAUGGAGGUUACAACAUGUUCAUUGGAGUAAUUUGUUAGCAAGUGAGGAUUCCAAGGCCCUUGCACUUUGUUCUCAAAUGGCAGUUUCGGCUUUGCAGCAUGUUGUGCAUGUCAUCGAUCUGACAAAGCGCUUCAUCGAAGUCGAAAGAGGAGAUUGCAAUGUUGCUGUCAUGAUUCUGGAACAAUCCGCGGUGUAUAAGUUCCUUCCAGAAAUUUUGGCAGGAAUUAGUUCAAUGCCUCCGCAUGAGAAGAUCCUUGCAUGUCUGAACAGCUUGCUUGCUGGCCUUGAUUCACUGUCCCCAAAGCUACCGGGAGUUGUAUUGAAUGCGUUGGACCCUGUAACACCUGCAGACCUUCGCCGACAACACGAGCUUGCAAUACAAAGGCUCUCCACGCAGCAAGUCAUCAAACAGCAAAUCGUCAACGCUAAUUUGAAUAGCAACGAGGAAAGCAGAGGGGAAAAUGCAGCCGACAAAGUGGACCGAGAGGUUGUUGCAAUACAAGGUGCAUCAUAUCUUCUAGUUGAACUUGAUAUCUCGGCCUGCAAACUCGGCUCAUCCGGGCAACUGACAAUCGAAGAUGGGCUUGGUCAUGUGCUUGCUGGUAGACUCAUGGGUUCUUAUGAAGGAAGCGAGAACUCGAUCCUUCCGAUCAUUGUGCCAGGCGAAACAGCCGUCUUCAAUUUUUCCCCUCGCGACUUUUUCAAAUUUUCUGCUGAAUCAAGCGAAAGUGAGCAAGUUGCGUAUAAGGCUAUUGUGACAGGUUAUUUUGCGCCUUCAUUUUCAGUUGAGUGCAUCGAAGCACAUGUCGUUCACCCUUGCAAUUCAAAUGAAACUUCUUCACCACUUGCACUGCCGGAUACAACCAUUGUUUCACAGAUUUCUUUUGAUCCAGAGAGUUGCUUAAAGCCUUCAUCAUGCGUUGCCCUCACACUUGGAGGUCAUCUUCAGGUGUUUACUGGUGAAAAUGAUUCUUCGUCGAAACAGGUGAACGAGGCUGCAGAAUUUCUACAAUCUAUGGACACGUCUAUUACCUCAUCAGAGAUGUUCAAGGAUCAACUGAAGAGUUGCCCUCUUCUGCCUUUCCCAUCAUUUCCGCUCUUAACUGUCGACCCCAAUAUACGGUUUGAUCACGUAGAUGCCAGUUCUCGAUCUGAAACUGUGAACGAUUCCUUGGUGGCGAAGGGUCCUGUGAAUUCUCUUGCGAACGGCAAAUAUGGGUGGAAAGCGUUCGUAUGCAGUGUCAGUGUUCCGCGUGAUGCGGACGCUCAUUGGAUGAUGGAAAUUUUGCGGCUGACUGCUUGUGUAAGUGCACAGCUGUCUGGAGCUAUGGUAUCUGGCUUACAGGGCAGUGAAAUUGAGACAACUUGCAAGAAAUGGAUUACGUCAGACCUUUUGCGUGGAGGACGCCUGGAAGAUCUUGAGCUCGAGAAUGUCACGAAGGAUUUUGUUGACAAACCACUGAGGCUUCCAGGACGACCGCAUCCUCUGCGUCAAAGCCCGAUCCUGGACAAAGUGGAGAGUUCCGCUGCUUUGGCUAUGUUGCAUCAUGUUGGCUUGCUCAGCCUCGUGAAACAGAAUAUCGACGCAGAUGGAAACGUCAAUAUGGAUGAGGAAGAGCACGUAGCAGUUCUCAGAAAGAUAGCAAUGGCUGCCGGUAAUCUGCGCCGGUCUUUGAUGCAACAGCGAGAUCAGCAGUUGGCCGAUCCAGAAAGGAAUGUGGAUAGUGAGAACAAAGAGUCACCAGCUGCUGCUACCAACAGUGUGCUGAAUUAUGACGCAUUAUGCCUUCCAGUUAUGGAAAGGGCAGAGUGCCUUCUACGAUUUGUCCCAGCGCUGGGAAAAAGGCAAGUAGGACAGGCAUGCUCAGAAUCAUUGGCACACGCAGAGGAGAUGAAUUUGAAUCAUGAUGAUCAGACUGAUGUGUCUCCAACCAAGAAGUGGCAACAGGCUGCUCUGAGGAUCAUUGGUAGUAACGGGGCCUCAAGCCUCGCAAACAAAGAUAGUGAAAUCUCAAAUUCACAUGAUGCUGGUACAUCCAUCGAUGUUUCAGCUCCUAGUUCAUCCAGUGAAGAAUUAACAGAAGACAUGUCCGGUGGCAAAGCAGAGACAGAGCAGCAGAGCGGUUGGAGCUACGUCAUCCCUCUUAUCAGGGUUCAUCGUGCGUACUGGAGAGUCAAGCAAAGAGUAAAACAGCGGGAGGACAAUAUCAUUGAUUUAGUAUCGAAGUUCCUUCUUUUGUACCCGGAUCUAUGGAACCAGUCCUUGUCGGACGAGAUGAAAGGCAAGAUAGCCAACGAGAUUGAGAAUGGUUUGCGGUUUCUUGCAGAAAUGCUGGAGCACUUGAAAGUCCGUGUGGUUCGCGCUGAAAUCUUACAAGCUCUUUUCAACUCGAAUUGGAGCGUUCGCCAUUACUUGAGUGAUAUUUCAGCCGGCAGUGCUUUGAAGAUUGGAAGAGUCCGGGCACUAUUUAACAAAGUCUGCCGACUUUUAGUGGAUAUUUUGAAGGAUCCUUCCUCCAGUUGUCAAUUGAAGGGAUUUGCAGCAAGUUCGCUGGUUAUGUUGUACGAAGCGCCGGAUCUUACGUACUUGAAUAUGAUUGGUCUGCCCAACGUGCUCCGAGAGUUUGUAGAUACUAAUGGGGAAAGGACUGCGCCAUUGCUGUUGGGGUUGCUCACCGCGACUACCCACUGGAUCAAAUGCCGGGUUGGCGAAAUGGCUCGAUCGCCUAUCACAUGGACGAUGGAAAAUUGUUUUUUCAACGUGGCCAGGGUUCUCGAUUUGGAGACAAAUGUGGUCAAGGCGAUAUUGUGGGGUGUGGUAUUGAGCUUUCAGAGGACGGAAAGCGUGUUGCGAGUGUCUACUGGACACGCAACGAUCGAGGAUUCACUCACCUUUACUACUGCGGACAACGACAAGGAAAUUCACGGGGAAUCGAUCGCGAAUAGAGACAUGUCGGAGGCAAGCAACUUGCCCGGCGAGGAUGAGAAAACAACCUACGAUUCCCUCGGAGAAGGCGAUUUUUAUUCGUCUUUGUCUAGCAGAUCUUCGCCCUCAGAUGCGGAGAUGAAGCAGCUUGUCGCUAGGGAGUCGGUGUGGAGACUGCUACGUAUCCUACUUCUUCAGAUUUCUGACAACAUGACGAACCUCACAAAUGGACAAAUAUGUGAAGCCCAACGCAGCUUGUGGGGCACUCUGCUUGCGGCAAUGCAACAGCUCUCAGCACGAGUCGAGCUGAACAGUCCUGCAGUGCUUCUUGACUGUGGAAGGGCCGCUGUUGUUGGAAGUAGAUGCGUGGAAUCAGUGACUGCUUCAAGCUCCGGGGACCAGGUUCCAAACUUACUGUUGCCAGAUAUGACCUCAUCUUGGACCAGCGGAACCGAUGGUGAACAUUGGGUGCAAAUUGUUGCUAGAAAUGAAGUCUGUCUCUCUCGCAUGGGCGUUUACAUACAUCCUGAUGACGGUGCAAUGAUGCCCCGAGAAAUUCGAAUACUUGCAGGGGAAAAUGAGGGUUGUUUGCGUGCUAUUCAGGUCGUUGAAGUUGACCCACGUGAACUGAAUCAGGGUCCAAACGAAGUUGUUGUGCUGCAGGGGUCUGAUGAAAACUUGAAUGUCGUGCGCUUGUGCCUAACAAGCAACGGUCCGAAUGUCCGUUUACGGGGGAUUUCUGUCCGAGGAUUUAUGUUUGGAGAUCCAAAUGUUAUUGGACGGGGCGAAAUGGAAGAGGCCUGCAUAUUCAAACGUGUGGAAGUGUCAACCGGCAAAAGCGCAAAGAAGUUUCUAACUGAUGGAAGGAACGAUACUUUCUGGCAAUCAGAUGGCAGAUCGGGCCAGCAUUGGAUUCGAUUGCAUGUAGAACCCGACGCGGUAAUCACUGGCCUUUCGAUUCAAGUCAGCGCCAGUGAUGGCAAUUAUUGUCCAAGUCUAGUAGACGUAUUUGUUGGAGAAGUAGCGUCCAAUUUGAAGAAGAUCAGAACUUGCAACCUGACACCCACAGGGAAUCAGAGAUGUGUUCUCCUUGACAAGGUCAACUUGAUGCAUCGCAUUGUUCAAGUGAACAUCCGUGAAAACAAUGGCGGGUGUGACUGCAAAGUGAGAGGAAUAUUCUUAACCGGCCACUUUGCUCCUACUAAGAGGCCAGGCCUGGAUGUUGGAAAUACUGGGCAAGUUCUGCGCGAUCUUUUGUCGACAGCAUAUGCCACAAGCAAAGCCAGGGUGGUUGGUAUCAACCCAGUACAAAGUCGAGAGUGGAUUCGUAUGUUGACCAAACUGAUGCAGCUACCUGUCUUUGGUGAAGCAACAAGGAUUCGUGCCACCACUCUGCUCCACAAGCUUUGUGUUUCUUGGGCCAACAUGGAGGGAACCUUAUCUUUAGAUGAGGAGCUUCAAGAGGAUGUGAUUCACGCAAUUUUGGAUACUUUGUCGCACACAUCAGAGAUUUGUGCAUCGAUGGAGCCAUUGUCGCCUACUCACCUUUCUCCUCUUCCGGAUUUACAUUCUCUUCUUUGCAAGGUUGCCGUGGAUUUGAUUGCAACACCAGCAUGGAUGCCAAUCAUGCAGCCUUCGAUUAAAGAGUCAUUGACGUAUCUCCUCGACAUGUACAGCCCGAAGCAAAAAGACACGUUUGUGAAAUAUGACUUCAUGGAGGUUUGGUGGAGCUCUAGCAACGAUUAUGAGGCUACAGCCCUCCAAGGCCACGAAUUUUUCCGGCCUACGAGUGGGUGUAAGCCUCGUGUGGUAUUAUUUUCUGCAAGUGCUCCGGAGCCUAUGAGAAUGCUACUGAAUCUCAGUGGCCUCGGAAACGACACAUCUCAGUCAUCAUCUUUUCAUAUUGAGUCGUUUGAUGUUGAGGUCUCUGGGAAAGAGAAUGAUUCUUCAAAGCCCACAGUCUCCGGGGUGUACGUAUGGCUAAGGCCUCUUUCCACGCCUGGUCGCCCGCAGAUGGGAUCCUCGAGGUACCUGAUGUUCGACUUGAUCAAGAAGAGUAGAAGAGGCAGUAUCGGAAGGAAUGGAGGCAAUGUAGGUGGAGUCAUCCUUGCUCAGAGCCUGGAGCACCUCCUACAACUCAUGAAAGGAGAAAACAUCUCCAGUUCAGAAGCAGACAUGGGAUCUGGCAGUACUACCAUUCCAACAGACAUUCCAUGGUUUGUUAGGCUAGGCAAAUUGACUGACAAGGGACCUGUCUUAUUGUCAACGAAUUGGACUAUGCUGGCGGGAUGCAAAGAUGCUGGGAACAAUCAGUCUUCUCCGCCCGUCAAUCACAUCCUGCCCUCGCCAGUUCCGACUGCGCUGCCUGCAGUUUUGCUGGCAGAAGGCAUUGCACAGCGAAGUCAAUUGUCGGAUGUCGCAUGUGAAUUGUUUCCGUCGCUUUUACAAGUUUUGACAGUCAUCUCACAACCAGAUCCAUCAGAGCCAGCACGUCCGCAUGGGCUCCGUGUGUUGCACUCACGGCUUGUUCGUGCCGCUUACUUGUUCUUACAAAUCCCUUUGUGCAUGGAAAUCCUCCUCCUCGAACAGGGAGAGCCACUCAGAGACAUCUUGCUUCUGCUCGCCUCGCAGGAUGUCAAUGCUCCCUUGGUCUUAGCGCUGGACGACUUGUUGUCCAAGUCAUCAUUCUUGUGCCAACGCCUUGGACCUGAUGCGCAUCUCCACACCCUAUCUCUUCCAAGGAGCAUUGUUGGUUCCCUGAGUGUUCCCCGGCUCGCCUUGUCUUGGGGUGGAAAAUCAGCUGUUGAGAGUUCGAUCGAGACGAUAGAUACUGAGCCAGUUGAAGCCAAGUCACAGAGCCAGCUCCUGACGUGGACAUCACAGUCAAGAGUAAUUCAGGAGAACGAGGGAGAUGAUGAAGAACGAAGGGUGGAGGACAUGGUUGCCUGCAUGUUUGCCAAUGCGGCAACUGAAGAGCAUCUACUGCUUCCAACAAGUCGUCGUGAGCCUGACAAGUCGAAGCCGCCAUCACAUACCUGGAGCAAGAAGAUGAGCCGCUACCGGACUCCUCGACUGCUUACUGAAAUAGCGACGACUGAAGAUGCCAUUGCAAUUUAUUACGCUCGUUUGGCAUUAUUGACGAUACUACAUGCAGCUCCUACUGGAUCACUGCCAUUGACUGUAGAGAAUCUCGCGACAAUUUUACGUCGUUUGUUUCGAACGGUCAAGCCAGACUUGUCUUCGCAGUCUUGGAGACAGAGCAUGCGCAAAGUUUUGGACAAUGCCCUGACUGCAUCCGACGAGGAGCGACCGAAUGUGAGCAAGGUCCUGGGGCUUUCAAAGCAUUGCAGCUGGCUACUAACUUCGUUGUCCAACAAAGUGAACACUGAGAAGGACAGAGCAACUCAGUUGACUCCACCGCCGGUUACUCCGACUGCUGCCCCGAGCUCGUCCUUGAAGGUGAUGCGUAUCAGCCUUGAGAGCAGACACGGGUAUGCGCCCAACACUCAUCUGGCGAUAAGACUGCGAGCUCAUGGGGCCUCUGCAUUGAGAGUCUCGCUGGAUCCUCGGUGUUGUUCCAAGCGAGACCGGGACAAGCUCACUUUGUAUUCCGAUGCUCAACUGAAACAGCAGUUGGCGUGUUACCAUGGCCCUUCUGGUGCAGGAAACUGGGCUCCGCCUCCUGAUAUUCAAGGAAACAGCCUUGUGGUAAUAUUCGAGAGCGAUGGCGGCCAUGGAGAAUGGGGCUUUAGAAUUUACAUCCAACCUCUCGAUGCUGAGAUGAGGGCCAUCUCUGUCCCGUCGUUCCUUUUUGAAUCUGUUCCUGCAUACUCUCAGAAUCUCAGAGGAAAGCAUGAUGUCACACUAUACGCUGACAACCCUGACAUGGGUGAUAGCAGUAUCAAAGUGAUGUUUGACAAAGAAUUCUGCUCUGCUCAACCAAACUCGACUGAUUCUGGAAGGCUCAAAAUCAUAUCAUCGAGAGGAAAACACUUGUUUCAGUCAUCUUCUCCAUGGGAAGCGAUGGACAUCCCAAGAGCGUCCAAGUUCACUAUCGAUGUCAAAGGCCCAGCAACAAAUCGGCUAGUGUUUCGAUUCUUUUCAUCUUUACAGAGCGGUGACAGUCAAGAAGAUGGGGUGGAAACGCUUUCGUUGACUCCAGAGGGCCUGAAAACAAACGGAGAAGAUGGUAUCAGUGCAGGAGUUGCUGACUUCGAUUUCAUUUGCUGGUUGAUGAAUGCGUUGUCAUCUCCCAGCAGCGGACUACUCUGGAAGUGCAAACUGAACUCAGACGACUUGCAACGAGAGAUCAAGAAUCUGAUUGAAGCUGGUCUCGUGGCCAUUGAGCAUGUUGCAGGUUCUUCACGACCGGGACUUCUUAGAAGCAUCGCUUCCGCGGCUCGCGGCCUGAGGAGAGACUCUCAGGGAUUGUCGGAAUCAGCGCUUUCCAUCGUUCGAGUGCUUCGGGAGGCAGCAAUCCACCAACAUGCCGUAGAGUUACCGCAGGUCGGGUCUCAAAGGGCACAGUUCUCUCCGGGGCUUCAGGCCCUUGUGGAGGUGGUUGCUGUGCUCGACCAAGGGACUUCGAUAGAUCUCUCUUCCAUGUCUCGCAAGGAGUUGAUCAGAGCGAUUGAAGCUGUAGAUGGACCUCCUGGAACUGCACUUUGCAAGGCUGUUCUUGAAGGGAACGAGGAACAAGUGCGCUGGUGUCUCUGCCGAGGUGCUCGUGCUGACGCGCCCUGUACCGAGCGUCUUGUCUCGUCGUUUCCCGUGCCACACUACGCAAUUCACUACGCAGUUUAUGCUGGGCGGGAUGAUUUGGUCAAGCUUUUGUUCUCUAAGCAUGCAGACUUGCACAGCAUAGAUGGAAGUGAGAAUCAGCCGCUCGCGUGGGCAGCUUCGCGUGGAAUGAAAUCCACAGUUGAGGUUCUCCUGCAACUUGGAGCGGACUGCAGACAUCGCAACAGUGCUGGAAAGACUGCUCUUGACCUGGCGACCCAGGCACAGUCUUCCUCGGCUUCCGACGACUCUCAGCACACUGCGUUCCAGAAGCCUGACUUGAAAGGAGUCAUUCAGGGUUGGUGCUCUGCGUGGAAGCUGGACAUGGGAUGCCGAGUGUUGAUGGCCCCCAAGUUCUUCGAGGAAUUCAUCUCUAUCCGAUCGAACGAACCACUCGAGCAACAGAGUGGCGAUGCGAUGGUUGCACUUCGCAGGGUCAGGGAGCACGUUAUCGCUCUACCGGACAAGGUUGCGACUUUGACCUCUGUCAAGCUUGUUGGGAUGCUGCCUGCCGAUUUCGCUGGGACGAUGUUCGAGAAACGCAGCUGA
Guillardia theta CCMP2712 is the source of this 10305-nucleotide messenger RNA. RefSeq lists its product as hypothetical. Bases 1 to 10305 code for a protein of 3434 amino acids. The record is from RefSeq and is a predicted model, not a curated record. The transcript has 20 exons. NCBI's taxonomy places the organism in Eukaryota, Cryptophyceae, Pyrenomonadales, Geminigeraceae. Gene Ontology annotation, molecular function: protein binding.